UACAGUCUACAGCGCAGUCUUUGGCAGUCUUUGGCAGACGUCAAGUGAGUGUCAACUCACGUCAGUUCUCGGGGGGAAAGGAAUACAACGUGAAGAGUGCUAACAAAUAAUGUCUCGCUGAGUUUAAUAACUCGAUCGUAAAUUAGGAGUAUUCAAAAAAUUGAAUUGGAGGAAAAUCGACACGAAAUGUCAGAGUGUCUCGGAAAAAAGGUUAAUUUCGAGUUGUAUACUUGAGUUUUUGAAGCUUAAAUUGCGAUUGUUGUCGCAGAUAUAGCAAAUAUAGCCGGGAAAGAAGGAGUUCUAUUGCUUGUUCUCACGUUCGAUGUUAGUAAACUGGAAAGAAGAAAUAAUCUGUUGAGAAAAAAGUGAAAAUGAAGACUAGAAAAGCGGUUGCAGCUCUCGGAGCUGGUCUGAUUCUGGCAUGUUGUGUUAUGAUUUAUUUGAUGCUAGACGUCACUCUCUUCCCCCUUGGACACAAUGUUAGGACUUCUGUCAAAGAUAACCAGUGGCUCCACUUCGAAGAUAGACUGGCAAAGUUGGAGAAGGACUUGAGUCGUCACCACGAGGCAAUUUCGGUUCUCCAAGUUGAUCCUCAACAGGAGAGAGCAAAAGUGCUACCGGCGCCGGAAUUUGAGAGAAUUGUUCCAGCCCGUUUCGAAUUUUCAAUAAAUCGGAAGGGCAAAUCUUUGAGCUGCAGCGCUGACCUGAGCAAGGUUCCUCAGGUCGACAUUCAGAUGCUGGAUCUGUACAAGCAAGUGGAAUUCAGCAAUCCCGAUGGCGGAGUUUGGAAGCAGGGUUGGAACAUCAAGUACGACGAGAAGCAGUGGCACCCCAACCGGAAACUCAAAGUCUUCGUUGUGCCCCACUCGCACAACGAUCCGGGCUGGCUCAAAACUUUCGAAAAGUACUACGUCACCGAGACCCAGAGGAUCCUCAAUAACAUGGCUACACAGCUCGCGAAAGACCGGAGGAGGAAAUUCAUCUGGGCUGAGGUCUCCUUUUUCAAACUUUGGUGGGACGAUCAAAGCACCUCGACCCGGGAGUUGGUGAAGCGUUUGGUUCACGACGGGCAACUGGAGAUAGUCGCCGGCGGCUGGGUGAUGCCGGACGAGUCUGUCUCGCACUGGAUGGCCCAGUUGACUCAGUUGACCGAGGGUCACCAGUGGCUCAAAGCCAACCUCGACUUUGUGCCGAACAACGGGUGGGCCAUCGACCCGUUCGGCCUCUCGCCGACGAUGCCUCUGCUGCUCAAGGGCGCCGGCCUGGAGAACCUCGUCAUUCAGAGGGUGCACUACGCGAUCAAGAAGAGAAUGGCCAAGGCGAGGCAGCUGGAGUUCCGCUGGCGGCAGCUGUGGGACAGCGACGGAUCCACGGCACUCUUCACGCACAUGAUGCCCUUCUACGGCUACGACAUUCCUCACACCUGCGGCCCCGAUCCCAAAGUCUGCUGCCAGUUUGACUUUUUCCGUCUGCCCAAUUUCGCUCUGACCUGUCCCUGGAAAGUCAAUCCGAAGCCCAUCACCCGGGCCAACAUUGUCGAGCGAGCAAAUCUCCUCCUGGAUCAGUAUCGGAAAAAAGCUCAGCUCUACAAGACUAAUAUUCUUCUCGUUCAAUUGGGAGAUGACUUUCGCUAUUCCCAGUCGUUGGAGUGGGAAGCGCAGUUUGAUAAUUAUCAAAAACUGUUUGACUACAUGAACGAAAAUCAUCAACUGAAUGUCGACAUUCAGUUUGGAACGCUCGCAGAUUAUUUUGACGCUCUGAGAGAAAAAAAGUCUGUAGAGGAGUUUCCAAGUUUGUCCGGAGACUUCUUCACCUAUGCGGACAGAGACGAUCACUACUGGAGUGGAUAUUAUACAUCAAGACCUUUUCACAAAAGACUGGACCGAGUUCUUUUGGGGUCCCUUCGAGGGUCCGAAUUGCUCGCGACAAUUGGUUGGAUCAAGGGAAACGACCAAUUGGCAGAAGGAAGCAUCGCUGCGCGAAUGAGCGAGGCCAGGCGGUGGCACGCUCUGUUCCAGCAUCACGACGGCGUCAGUGGAACUGCGACAGACAACGUCGUCGUCGACUACGCUCAGAAGAUGAUCAGAGCCCUCAAUCAUUCGGCUCAUGCGCUCCAGCAGUCUGUCGCACACCUACUCAAAACUCCUCACAAUGCCCACAUCGAGACUGACCAAGUUUACCUCACUCUUGACGAAACGAGAUCGCAUCAUACGAGCGCGGGUGAGAAACAAGUUGUGAUGCUCGGCAAUGAUUAUCCCUCGAAGAAAAUCAUCCUCUACAAUUCGCUUCCGCGACAGAGGACGAGAGUUCAGACGAUUUUAAUUUCUGCCCCGCGGGCGAGAGUUACGGACCGGAUGGGUCAUCCAGUCGAGUGUCAAAUUUCCCCAGUUUGGGUUGGACCCUCGGCACUUUCGGCUGCCAGAUACGAGCUCUCCUUCCUGGUAACAGUGCCAGGUUUUGGAUUGACCACCUACGUUAUUCAUUCUGUCCACGGAAACUCUUUACCAAAAGAAGUGCACUUGGCGAAUGUGACUUUAUACAACACAGCACUGCCCUUUGCCGGUGUCCCGGGUUUCAGCAAUCCGCAAAUUUUUCCCUCCACCCAGGAGUUUUCCAUCAGCCAGCGUCCGGAACUUUCAGCAGCUUUUGGAAAAUCGGGACUGCUAAAGGCUCUGCGAGUGGGGGACACGACUUUUCCGGUUCAUCUCGAAUUUGUCAAGUACGGGACGAGAGGCCCUGGACAGGACAGAAGCGGGGCCUAUCUAUUUUUGCCCGACAAGAAUGAUCCGGAUCCAGUGACGGCUGACAACGAUCGGAUAGUCCAUCUAGUCUCGGGGCCGAUUUUGUCGCGAGUCUUUGUCGAGCUGCCUUAUGUUCGACACACCUGCACGCUCUUCAAUUCCCCGGGAAGCGAUGGACUCGGACUGCAGAUUCUGAAUCAGGUUGACAUAUCGGAGACACAGAAUUUUGAACUCGCGAUGAGACUAGACACGGACAUUGCCUCUGGAGAUGAAUUCUUCACGGAUCUCAAUGGGCUCAAUAUGAUAAGACGUCAGCGGUUUCCAAAGAUCCCUCUGCAAGGAAAUUAUUAUCCUCUCCCGUCGGCAGGCUUUAUUCAAGACAAAAGAGUGAGACUGACCGUUCUCUCUGGCCAACCUUUGGGCGGAGCAUCCAUGGCCUCUGGCCAGUUCGAGAUUAUGCAAGAUCGUCGAUUGAUGCAAGACGACAACAGAGGUUUGGGCCAGGGCGUCGUGGACAAUCUGCUGACAAACCACCUCUUCACCCUUGUCCUGGAGAAAAGUAGAGCCUCCUGCUCGUCAGGUCCCGCCGAUCAUCCCUCGGGGUCCUUGUCCCUGGCAGCUCACCUCGCCUCCGAGGAGCUCCUCCAUCCAAUCCUCGCUCUGCAUCCGCGCGCCGCCGACUCUCUUCCCUUCGAGUUGAACGCCUCCUUUUCCCCCCUCCGCUUCGACCUUCCCCCCGAUCUCAAUGUCGUGAGCCUCCGAGUCUUUCCAGUUCCCGAGGGAGCGGGCAAAGGCGUCGGGAUGGUUCUGCAUCGGCAAGCCCUCGACCUCUGCUGGGGCGAGGACUCGGUCAGAGCGAGGUUCCCGCCCUCCGAGAGCGGCCAGGUCGAUCUCAACAAGUUCUUGAGCUACACGGAAGACUGGACGAUCAGCGAAGCGCCCCUGACCUUCCACAAUGUGGGACCAUCCAGGAAGUCGUCGGUGGUCAAUCUCUGUCCGCACCAGAUUCUGCCCACACUAUUCCACAGGACACAGUCGUAAAAGGUGGAGACGAUGACGAAAAAAUUAAGGUACUGGAGAAGGAGGAAUCAGCAAACAAUUUCAGUCGGCACGGCUCAAAUUCUGCUUGCUCAGGAUGACGUAGUGCUGUGCAUCGGAACCCUGGGGACUCGUGCUAUCCAGCUUGUAACUGCAACAGUAUUUAUUAUUUCAGGGUCUCUCAAUUUACCUUCUUCAUUUCUCUCGACAAACGAUAUUAAUAUUUAAUACUCAAAAGACGUGCGUGCGCAAUCAAGUACCAGGGUGUCUACUUGACCGGGAAACUUUUCGGAAAUGUCAUUCAGUCAUGUCAGGGAACUGUCAUUUUCACUUUUGUAUGGGACAUUUUGUACAGAAUUGUUAUUUUUACCCUGAGACGGGUAACUUCCGCAAUGAAUCAGAAUUUUUACUUCGGGACAAGGAAUUUGAUCAUAGAAUUAUAAUUCUGAAUUGAGAAAAAAAACAUUACUUUUACUUUGGAACAGAGAAUUUAAGGAUGUACAAUCAAUCUCAAAAGUCGCCUGCCUUCAAAAAAUUCAUAAAAUCGGUAAAGAAAGAUCAAUCAAUAAUUUCUGUAAAUCUUAAUGUAGGAUUCUAAGCUCACUUCAAAAAAAAAAAAAUAAUAAUAAUAAUAAUAAUAAUGAUGUGCUGAGAAGCCUCCGUCAAGAUUUACAGAAAUUAAUACUAGUUCUAUUUUUUAAUUUUAUCAAUCAUUUUAAAUAUUGGCGACUUUUGAGAGUGAUUGUAGGUAGUGUACAUCCAUAAAUUCUCAGUUAGAAGAAUAGAAUUAAGAAAAAAAGUAUCAUUUCUUGGAAAAAGGGAAUUGCUAAAUGUUUGAAUUACAAUUCAAUUUGUAAAAAAAAAUAUAAUUCUAAAUUGGAACAGAAUUUUGUAAUUUAGUCUUAUUUUGAGUUGGCACUGAGAAUAAUAGUCUAUCAUUUCGCCAUCUGGGACAAAAAACUGGAAUUAGAAAGAGUAGAUACAAUUUUAAAGAUGUAUUUUAAUUUUUGUAGAAAAAUUUGUUUACUAUUGUUUUGACAAGUUUAAAACAAUAAUUGAAUACUAAAAACAAAUCUUCAUCAAAAACAAAUCGUUUCGGAUCAAAUUUCCAUCUUAUCCAUGAAAAAACACAUUUUGGUCAAAAAGGUUUAAAAUAAUAAACAAUGAAUAAACAAUUAUUUCAUGUAAGUUUGAAUGUAUUAUAAGCUUAAAUAAUGAUUUAAUUAAUGUACGUAGCGACAAAUGAUAUCCAGAUUAUGCAAAGAAUACAAAUAAUAGAAAUAAUAAAAAUUUGGAAUUAAAAUAUUAAUUUUAACCUAAAAUCCUUUGUUUUCAAUCAAGGCCUAUUUUUAGUAUUCAAAAAAUAUUUCAAAUACCACAAAAAAAUCGUUAAAACGCUUUUAUGCAAAAAUUAAAAUGCCUCUUGAAAAUCGAACCUAUUCUUUCUGGUUCGAGUGUUUGUCGCCAGAUGGAGUACCGCAGUUUAGCCAUUGGUAGGAGAUUCUCCAAGAGAAUUACAACUCUCAAUUUAAACUGGAAAUAAAUGAAUUUUAAUUUACUAGCAAAAAUAUCCCUGAGUAAUCACAAUUUAGAUUUUAGAAAAGGGAGUUUCCGUAAAGAAUUUAUCAUUUGACUUGGAAAAAGAGAAUUUUUUUUCCUGAUACGGGAAUUUUUUUUAUUAUUCUUUUACAAAAUUAUCCAUUCUAAAUUCUAAACUUUGAUAGUGUUUAGAAAUUUCUGGCCGUGAUUUAAAAACAUCCACUGAAUAGACAUCCCGAGUACUGAUUGCGUGGGUUUAAAAUUUUUUGUUUGGAACCGUUCAGAGUCCAGAGCCGGUUUCGACAUUUGGAAGCUCAAAUAAUAAUUCCGAAGCAUCUGAAAUUCAAUACUCAGUAGUACUCUUCUAGUGAAAAUUGGUCUAAAAAUUGAAAUUCGAAAGCGCCCUAACUUAUUUCCUAGCCAAACUAAACUUGUAUAUAUAUAGGCUUGAAGUUGAAUUACGCUUGAGACACUGUCGGCGAUCGUCUCGUUUCGAUGGUGUCUGCAGUAGUGUAGUUUAGAGCAAUAGCAAUUAAAGAAUUUUCUACCAUUAGAAUUUUUCAGUAAAUUGGAAUCUGAAUCUGACAGAAAAGGUAGGAGACGUGUCUCCUGCAUCUAGUUUUCCGAGUUUUGCAUUCUUUUCAGGAGCAAAGACUUGAGUGUGCGAGAUGUGAAUCAAAAAUUUAGUUGCCUUGUGGGACAAAACAUCAAUUUAAACGCAACUUCUGUGAUAUUAUUAUUGUUUUUCCAUACAACCUUGUUGGAAAUUUCUGAUAGAAAGUUCAUUCCGAAACCAUCCAAUCGUUUCCAGUUUUUUUUUUUGUCGAACCGUUCCGAGAUCUUGUGUCACUGUCCUGCUCUAAGCGUGAAUCAAUUUUAGUGUUUACUAUUACAAUUAAUUAACAGAGGGACUUUGAAUUGCGGAUUCACUCAAAGGAGAGAUGAUUGCGUAAUUUAUGAUUUUAAAUGUAUCAGACAAUGCCUCCCUCUUUAGAUUGCAUUUUCCUUCACAGUGCAGAAUGAAAAUCGUAAGAUAAAGUUCAAAGUUGUCACAAGUUUUAUUGUGGCCCCAAUGUUUCAAGUUCAAGUAAAACUUGCCCUUUAAAUUGAAAAUGUAAUUAAAAUACAUUUCAAUGUUGUCAGAAAACGAGGUUUUUGUCGUAAGAUGGAGUUCAAACUCGUUGGGACAUAAUUGCACUCACUAAUUAUAAAAUUCCGUAUCUACACUCACGACGCCAAGUGAUGCAUCGGACCCCCGCUAUCCCCACUUAUUGGCUGAUGACGCGCGAAGUCGAUCAAAAUUUCUGAUAAUAACCAAGAUUUUCGAAUGCAGAUUAAAAAAAAAUAAAUAAAAAAUAAAAAAUAAGAAAAAGACAGAAUCUGAAGAGAGAGAAUCGUACGUAGAAAGAGCUAUCUGUCAGAAAUUUCCUUCCCAAAGAUUUUGCCGGGUAAGGAAGAAGAAGGCGCUCAACUUGCCAGCUGGAGUAUUCUUAUAAAAACAAAUAGCAUUGCAUUUAUGAUCAAAGGAGAUGAAAACAAGAAGAUUAAAUACAGUAGAAUAGAUAAUUGGGACGAUCAAUUGUUUGUAUCAGUAAAAGGAAUUUUGCAUCUAUCAUUAAGCGUGUGCGAGUCGAGUGUGAAUUUUGAAUAAAGUGGAAUUGUGCAAAACAGAAA
This is a messenger RNA of Belonocnema kinseyi, 6992 nucleotides long. RefSeq names its product alpha-mannosidase 2 (gene alpha-Man-IIa). The record is from RefSeq and is a predicted model, not a curated record. Gene Ontology annotation, biological process: mannose metabolic process; protein deglycosylation; N-glycan processing. Lineage: Eukaryota; Metazoa; Arthropoda; Insecta; Hymenoptera; Cynipidae. The coding region runs from base 372 to 3782 and encodes 1136 amino acids. Gene Ontology annotation, molecular function: carbohydrate binding; alpha-mannosidase activity. Gene Ontology annotation, cellular component: Golgi membrane. The transcript has 9 exons.